Molecule: messenger RNA, 492 nt
Organism: Ramularia collo-cygni
Lineage: Eukaryota; Fungi; Ascomycota; Dothideomycetes; Mycosphaerellales; Mycosphaerellaceae
Exons: 3
Coding region: 1-492 (163 amino acids)
Source: RefSeq, a predicted model, not a curated record
AUGCGUUGCAAAGAAAGCCACAGCGCAUGUUACUUCAGCGAUUGGCAUUUUGCUGUACCCUACCCGCGCGAGUACGUGGAACAUCUGGAAGAGCAACAAGAGCAACUGUCCAUUGCUCUCUUGAGAAUGCGCCGCCUACUGAAAGAGGCCAAUGUCCAGACCAUACCAGCACUUCCGGAGACGGAGCAAGCGCAAGACCUUCUUGUGCCUCUUCGCGAGGCCAAGGUAGACCAUCGAUCCAUCCAAGAGCUGCAGCAAAUCGGCGCUCCGUUCGGGAUGGGCGCCGUUGCGUACAAGAUUGAGGCCUUCGGUAUUUCCCCCAUUGUCAACGAGAUACCUCAAGCCACCAUAUCUUCCUCCGAGGUGCUCAAGCUUUCCACCGCCGUCAGCCCAUUCCGAAUUACCCACAAUCCCGCUGCAUCCACGAAUCCCGGAAGGAUCAUGCACCAGUGGUUCAUCGAGUGGAGAAGGAGYAUCACCGGCCGCUGGUGA